AUGUUCUGCACAAGGUGUCUGCGCACGGCUGUCGUCCGUCGACAAUUCCCGGUCGCUCGCCGCCAAUUCUCCGUCGCGCCGUUUCUGCGCUCCGCAGAGCCUACGCUCUCGACUCCCACCACAGCCGCGGGCGAGGCCGCGCCAGCAGAAAAGGCCGCGGCCCGAUCCAGCUGCCCCGAGGGCACCAUCCUCACGGGCCUCAACUACAUCAAGGGCGGCGCCGACCCGGUCGCGAAAAAGGACGAAGAAUACCCCGAGUGGCUGUGGUCGUGCCUCGACGUCACCAAGAAGACGGCCGAGGGCGAAGAAGACGCUGCUGGUGAUGAAUUCUCCAAAUCCAAGAAGCAACGACGACUAGCGGCCAAGCGUCAAAAGGCCGCCGAAGCUGAGAUGCUCGCCUCGGGCAACCUCGAGGCCUUGCAGCCCAAGAUUCCUAUCCAGCAGCAGUCGAUCAAUCUCCAGGGUGCAGAGGAUGGCAACGUUGCCGACAACAUUGCCGCGGCUGAUAAACGCCAGGAGCUCAGACUGGCUAUGCGCAAGGAGAGAAGGGCCAAGAUUAAGGAGUCCAACUACCUAAAGUCCAUGUAA
Messenger RNA from Akanthomyces muscarius, 588 nucleotides. RefSeq lists its product as uncharacterized. Gene Ontology annotation, cellular component: mitochondrial large ribosomal subunit. The transcript is spliced from 2 exons. Gene Ontology annotation, molecular function: structural constituent of ribosome. The record is from RefSeq and is a predicted model, not a curated record. The coding region runs from base 1 to 588 and encodes 195 amino acids. Lineage: Eukaryota; Fungi; Ascomycota; Sordariomycetes; Hypocreales; Cordycipitaceae.